AUGUCUGCUCGCGAUCGCGCUCGGUCUGUGUAUGUCCGUGGCCUGCCCGAGCUGAGCGGACUACAGGACAAAGUGUCCGGCUACUUCCAGAGCGGGAGUCUGUCAGAAGGAGGGGCUGUCACGAGGGUGAAGUUGUUGGGAGCUGGACAAGCUUUGGUCACGUUUGUAGACGAAACAGCAUCACAGCAGGAGAGUAUCAAGGAUUUGCCAUUAACAGACCACAGUUCAGAUUCAGACUCAGAUUAUGCAACGCCUCCAGAGUCUCCAUCCCCCAAACUUCUGCCUGUCCAUGUCUGCCACGAGACCAAAAUUGAUGAAAGCGAACCUGUUAUCGUCAACAGCCUCUUGCUGCAAAAACAAGCAAAUGCAGACUCAUCUGCUUCAGGCGCAUCAUCACAGCCUGUCUUACAACUGAGGGCUGGAUCUUAUCUGUUUGAAAGUCUUACAGAGCCAGGUCAACCUGAAGAUGAUUCUCCAAGAACAACAGGUCCACCUGCCCCACCUAAGAUCCUUCCCAAACCACCUAAGCCAACUGCCCCCCGAAAACCUUCCCCAAAACCAACCACCAGCUCUUCAGCAACCAGGGAAACAACAGCAACUUUCCCUCAAUAUUUGAACACAGAAGGUGAACCAAUGGGAGAUAAGCAACAAGAGCACCACCCAGUCACCACGUCUUCAGCACCUGGGACAGCAUCCCCUUCCCUUCUAUACCCAAACCUGCCCAAUACAUUUAUGGGAGGACAACCACAACGACAUCAUCCACUUUAUCAUUGGCCGCGUCCUCCAGUGAGAACGAUGUCCCCAGCUGGACCACCACUCUACCCACCCCAACUACCAGGCUCACAUGCACACUUUACGCCUCAUGGAGUAGGAAUGCCCUACGGAAACCCUAGGCAUGUUUUUCCUUGGACUGAUGCAGGCGGCAUUCCUCCAGCUGGUGUCCAAUUUCAAGGUCAGGGUCAUCCUGCAUCCGGCCCCCAGUCUGCGUUUAUUCCUCAAGCAUCACAUCCUUCUACUAGUGGACCCUACAUGCCUCCUGGACAACCAGCAAGCAGCAUUCCUCAUACCAGUGCAAGAUUGUCACCAUCGUCGGAAGUUUUGCACCCCUACCACCACCAGCAGCCUUCGUCAUCACCUAGCUGGAGGUCACCAAGAACUGGCUCCCCAGUAAGCCUUCCCCUGCCGCAACAAGACAGAAACAGAGGCCAUGGCUACCUCCCUGACCAGGCAUCUUCGGUACAUUCCAGACAGACUCCAACAGAUUUAAUGAGUGUUUGUAGUGAUGGAGAGUCAAUCUUUGUAGAUGCUUCAGAUUCUGUCAGCAAUGUCAGAAGAAAAGAAGCAACAAGGCCAUUGGGUGCUGAAGCCAAAAGUGACCACCAUCUCUCAUACAGACAGGAAGCAAAACUGAAACGUAAAGCUCCAUAUACCAUGCAGAGGGGAGCGAGCAAAACAGAUGGGCAAGCCAAGAAACCAUUCGUUGAGCCAAGUCGCAGUAUCGUUGUCUCUGGGUUUACAUCCACUCCUGAUGUAGACUUCUUGUGGCUGUACUUUGAGUCCAAGAGAAGGUCAGGAGGAGGGGGGAUCGAUGAGGAGAUCAAGGUCAGAGGUACUGAUGAGGUCAUCAUCACAUUCAAAGAUCCAGCAGUGACACAGCGUGUUCUGGCCCGUAAACACGUCCUUAACGGUCAGACACUUGACGUGAAGGAAUUAACGUCGUCUUCUGAGGAAGCUGACACAGACACUUCUCCUCCACCAAACAUCACCAUCCAAGUCUCGGGCUUUACGUCCAGCCCAAAUAAGGAAAUGAUGCUGCUGUACUUUGAGAACAAGAAAAGGUCUGGAGGAGGAGACAUCCAGGACAUCCAAGUCAGAGAUAACAAAGUGUUUAUUGUCUUCAAGGAUCCUUUAGUUGGCCGGCACGUUCUGAGACGUGAACAUCGUCUUGAUGAAACUGUUCUCAAACUGAAGGAGGUCCAGCCCAGAUCACUGGACAGCAGUCGUCUUCUGGUCAAGGGAUUGAAGGAAAGCACAACCAAAGAGACCCUCAGCCUUUACCUGGAAAAUGUUGGUGAUGAUGAAGUGACCACAAUAGACUACAGCAAACAGCCUGGAGUAGUCCUGGUCACUUUCAACAAGAUUUCCAACUUUGACAGGAUGGUAACCAAGGCCCAGUCCAGACCGCUGGAGGGACAGCAACUCACCAUGGAGAGGGUCCCCGUCACUGAUGCUGUCAUAGUUACGGACCUGCCAGACAACGUGUCCAGAGACCUGCUGGAGCUGUACUUUGAAAGGGAGACAGCGAGCAGCAGAGGUUCUGUCUCUGAGAUCAAGAUGGACUCUUCCACUGGAACUGCAGUUGUCCAGUUUGAUGAUGCAAACACUGUAAACAGUGUCCAUCGGAAAUCUUCACACACUCUAAACAACACUCCGAUAAGUGUCCAACCCUACUAUGAAUGCCUUGGUGAAGUGGUGGAUGACAACGCACCUGGAGCAUUCCAGUUGCCUCAACCCAUCAACAUAAAGAUCAAGCCUCAGCUGAUUUUGUUUGCCUUUGCCAUGUUUGCUGAGCAGCUUAAAGGCAAGUUAGCAGACAUUCAUGCAGAAGUCGAUCUGUUGGUAACGGACAUGGUGACAGUCUCACCAACACUGACGCCCGAGAUGAAAGGAGUACGGAAGCUGGCAAAGCAAUGGGAAGACAAGAGUCGAUGCUGCAUGGAACAGUUUUUCACACAGUUCCAGGCGACAGAGAUCCCCGUGGCAACUCAAAUUUGGCAACGUGCCAAAGACAGAUUUGAAGAGGCGUCUGAAAAGGUGAGUACGUCAAACAGGGAUGAUGUUUGGAUUGAAGCUUAUGAGGAAGAAGAUGUAGGAGGAGUGGUUACUCUGAUUGGGACAACAGAAGCUGUCACAGAGGCGGAGCUCGUCUGCAAAACCAUCAUCAAAGAGACAGAGGCGAUACUGAAGUGGGAAGCCUCCAUCUUGAUUGAUCACAUCGCCAAUGUGAAAGCAGCCAAGCUGAAGAUUCUUCAGCUCAACAACUUUACAGGAAAGCAUCCACUUGUGGAGAUCAGGUUGAACGUAGACAACCAGAGUGUGGACUUCAAGGGUCAGCAGGUCUUGGUACAGAAAGCCAAGAUUGACUUGUACGAAACAACCAAUAAAAUGGCUGAGGAAAGAGUCACCCUUUCAUGUGAAAAACUGUCGUACUUGAAGUCAGACAAAGGAAUGAAGCAUCUAGAGGACAGUUUGAAGAAGAAUGAUAUAAAGGUGGCCUUUGCUAUUGAAAAUGAAGAAAUGACUAUUCUAGCUCAGCGGUUUGUUGAAGUACUAGCAGCAAAGGACUUGCUGCCACAAGUUGUUUCAGAAUCACCCGUUGCCAUUGCAGAGGAAAGUCGUGACUUGCUGACCAAGCAAGGGUUUGUAACAUACUCAACAAAACUCCGACAACAGCUGUCAGUUGACAUACAUAUUGAAAAGGACAGAUCUAUAGUGUGGGUGGUUGGCCCUGUGGAGAAAGUUGCCACUGCAUCAAAGGACAUAAAAAUUUACAUUGCCAUAAACACUAUUGUUACCAUCAAUGUGGAUGUUGCAGAGGGAAAGGCAAAGUACCUGGACUACAGUGCUGCUAUCAAAGAUGUGGAGAAAAACCAUGCUGAACAACUGGUGAAGGUCAUGAUAGGCCAGGGGAAACUGACUGUGAGGGGAACCAAGGAUGGAACACAGAGCGCUAUGAAGCAACUGCAGGCGCUUAUUGAUGUUGUUACAACAGGCACCAUGAACAUCACAAAGCCAGGAAUGCACAAGUUCUUCACGAAGGGAUCAGGGAGUGGCUUACUGAAGGGGAUAGAGAGGGAGGUGAAAUGUGUGAUCCAGGUGGGGGGCAAACCAGGUGUGCCUGUCGGAGAUAUGGGUGGAGCCAGAGCUGCUGCAGCACCUGCAGGUCCAAAGCAGAUAUGUUACCACACAAUGGGAGGGAGGAACCUGGUGGUAGUACAGGGUGACCUGACCAGUCAUCACAGGGUGGAUGUGAUGGUGAACACUGCCAAUGGUUCCCUGUCUCACGGGGGAGGGCUGGCAGCAGCCAUUGUUAGAGCAGGAGGCCAGGAGAUUCAGCGAGACUGUAACAACUAUGUAAAGGACAAUGGAAAACUGACAGAGGGUCAGGUGAUGUCAACAAAGGGGUACAGGCUUCCCUGCAAGAUGGUGGUACAUGCUGUCGGCCCAGUGUGGAUUGCAGAUGAAAAGGACUCCAAAGAAAAAGUCCUGAAGAUGGCUGUGGAGAAUGCCUUACUGGUGGCCAGGGACUACCACAGCAUUGCCAUACCUGCCAUCAGUGCAGGUAAUUCUGGCUACCCAAUCAAACCCUGUGUGGCUGCUAUUGUAGCUGCUGUGACAGCUUUCUUCAACACCAACCCUGACUGUGCUCUGUCAGAAGUUCACUUUGCGGAAAUGGAUCCCCAAAAGACAGACGCCUUCAGAGAUGAGCUCUUGAACCGAUUUGGACCAGACAGAGUAACGAUGACAGGCUCCUCAGACACCACCCCAUCAGGACCAGUCCCUACACCCAGGCCCAGGGCAGCCCGUGAUGCUGGUGCAGAUGCUGCCACCAGCCCCAACAAGACUUUAACCACUCCAGAGGGAAUCAACAUCCAGCUGAAGAAGGGGGACAGCACUGCGGAAAAGGCUGAUGUCCUUGUGAACACAACAAGUGGUGACCUUGACCUUAGUCGGGAUGGAGUUGCUAGAGCCUUUGGUCAGGCUGGAGGACAAGAACUACAACAGCUUUGUAACAACCAUGGUAAGGCCAAUGCAGGUGAUAUACCCCUGAGAACGAUGGUACAGGACUGCCUGGAGUCUGCUGACGAAGAUGGUUACACCUCCAUAGCAUUCCCUGCCAUGGGCACAGGCAACCUGAAGUACCCCCGUAAUGUGGCUGCCACCUGCAUGUGUAAAAAGAGGCACCUGUGCAGAACUACUUUGUAA
This is a messenger RNA of Branchiostoma floridae (Florida lancelet), 4986 nucleotides long. Its product is annotated as protein mono-ADP-ribosyltransferase PARP14-like. The transcript has 17 exons. Lineage: Eukaryota; Metazoa; Chordata; Leptocardii; Amphioxiformes; Branchiostomatidae. Gene Ontology annotation, molecular function: RNA binding; transcription corepressor activity. Gene Ontology annotation, biological process: negative regulation of gene expression. The record is from RefSeq and is a predicted model, not a curated record. Bases 1 to 4986 code for a protein of 1661 amino acids. Gene Ontology annotation, cellular component: cytoplasm; nucleus.